CGUUCGGGGAAGUUGUCGUGUUUCUUUUUUUUACCCUAAUAUUAGCUAGCUAGCCUGUAGCCAGCUAGCUAAUCACCCGAAAACUCCGGGAGAACCAGAAGACUGGUCCCGGAAUUUAAAAGAGGCGCCCAUGACCAUCAACGAGGAACAGCUUUGUUUCUCAUGUAGUUUAUAUUCGUGAAGAAUAUCCAAAUGGAGGUUGUGGAAAGCCCUCUUAACCUCGCCCAUCAGCAGAGCAGGAAGGCAGAACGUUUGCUGGCAGCAGGCAAAUAUGAAGAAGCCAUUUCAUGUCAUGGAAAAGCUGCAGACCUUCUCAAGGAGGCCAUGAAGCUAACACACUGUGAACAGGCUCACCUGUCACUGGAGCUCCAAAGGGACAGCCACAUCAAGCAGCAGCAGCUGAUCGAGGAAAGGUGGAAGCGGGCCAAACGGGAAGGCAGGCCCCGGAGGGCCCCGGUGGCCGUGGCCCCGGAGCUCAGUCCCCCGGCGUCACUGAAGGUCACCGCGGGGCCGAUGCUGGACCGCCGGGCCCCGGGCCCCGCCCCCGAGCGCGAGCGCGAGUACGACACCUGGCUCUACCUGCUGAAGAACAAGGGCGCCCCCGCCCCGGAGCCCUGCCCCGGCAGCAAGGCCCUGAAGGACGACAAGACGCGGCUGGAGGAGCAGGAGACGGCCAUCGCCGACCUCAGGAAGCUGGUGGACUUCCUCCUGGCCGAGAACGAGAAGCUGACCCAGGAGAACCAGCGGCUGAAGAGGGAGAACGUCCGGCUGAAGAGGGAGCAGUACGCCGACGCCGACUUCGUGGAGAAGUCCGAGCUCUGGGUCCUGCCGCAGCCGACCGAGGACCGCAAGGCCAAGGACAUUCCCAUCCCGCAGCUCCCGCCCCUGGAAAUGCCAACUCAGGACAUCUCGCUGGAGGACCUCCCCGCGCUCGAGCUUCCAGAGGACAUCCAGAAGGAGCUGCAGGAGCUCCUGGACAGAGACAAGCCGUAGCCCGCGCUAACGCUAACGAGGGGAAGACCACGGCUCCGGGCAGCGAACAGGCGACCCCGCCGUCGCGGGAACGCACCGCCAUUCUAAAGUGUUCAGGGGCGCCCCCCUGUGGCACUUCCGCAGGGGCAGCUCGAGUGACAGACCUUGGAAGUCAUUUGUUUUUCAUUAUUUUUAUUUCUGUCUCCCUCCAGUGGCUACCGUAGGUACUGCAGCUAUUUUGUGAAAAAUCUUUUUGCCAGAUUUGUGCCUUUGAAUAUUUCUAAGAUAAAAAGGUCCUGAGAAAUAUUUGAAUAAAAAGGGACUGAUGAAAGUUCUCCGGCUUAAUGAAAGGUUCCCAUCUCGAAGCCAUGACUGACUGGCAUUGAUGGUUUCAUCUCUCGAUUCUUAAUUUUUGUUAUUAUUAUGAUGAUUAUUUUUUGUAUUGGCUGGUUUCAACUCAGAUUUCUCAUAAUAGCUAUAUAAACCUGGGGCAGACUAUGUCCUGGGAUAGAGGUGGCCGGUUGAACGAUGUGCCACUUCAGAGAGAACUGAGUGAAGGUUUAGCAGUGGAAACCGUUCCCUCCAGACAGACAGCUGAGCUGCUCUGGGUGAGGGCCAUAACAAGAAACACUGUGAUCUACAUCAAUAAUCUGUCAGACAUUGUACUGUGUAGUGUCUGCUGCACUUGCGACCUAGCGCUCCUAUCUGGGUCUAACGCUCUGCCGUGCGCUAGCGCGGACGCGUGCGUGAGUGUCGGGUGUGAGUGCCGAACAAACAGUCGAUAACACCUCCCUUAUUGUGUCCCGUCAUUUCCAAGCGAGACAGCCGGCGAAGGAGACUGAAGUAGACUUGACCUCGUUGGACUGACCGUCUCGAGAUGACGCCCGCGUCGGCGUCAAUAGCCUGGGGGCGUCGCGGGUUUUCGGAAAAGGAACCCCUUCGCGCCCCCUAUUCUGCGUUUGCCAGUGAUGUCAUUUUGAUAGAUUUGGUGUUCCGUGGGGGAAGUGUGGUGAAAGAGCGUGUGUUUUCCACCUCACGGAAGUGUCCUACUGCCUGAGCUGCAGGAGCAGUGGCGGCCUUUCAGCUGGGCUGCAGCAGAGGCCUCGGCUCGGACAGAGCACCGCCAUUUUCUCCCAGCUCCCGAGACAGGAAGAAGACUCGGGCUGCUGCUCAAACCACUCGAGAGCUUUCGCUAACAAAAGCCUGGCUGAAAUACGCAGUUCAUGAAGCCUCUUUUUCCUCCUCUCAUUUUCAUUCAAGUUUGGUCCUGUGUGUGUGGUACCUCAUUUUAUUAUCAUCAUUUUUUUUUUAUUUGUCUUUUGAGUCAGUUAAUUUGUACUGUAAUCAGUCAGUUGUUGGACACAAAAGUGAAUGUUUAAAACACACAAAAAAAAAAAAGAUUUUCAGGUAACUGUUAUGAAUAUGCAGAAUGAAAAAAAAAAAAAAAAAAAGUACAAAUAUACCAUAUACUGUAUGUAUGAGUAUGUGUGUACAUGUAUGUGUGUUUAUAUUUUUUAUAUAUAUGUGUAUAUAUGUGUGCAUGUAUAUAUACGGUAUAUACUUAUGUAUAUAUAUGUGUGCACAUAUAUCAGGGUUUGUAGCGCAUUUUCAGCACUAACCUGAACUGAAAUAAUCAACUCGUGCCAGAAGCAGCAGAAACGGAGAGCUCCUAUUGUGAUGCAGCUCGGGAGCUAAUGAAAAGAGUGGGUCAUAUUGGUCUCAUAAAGAGGGAACCAAAUUAGCUAUGUUAAGUAUGUAUAAUUUAAUUAUCGGUUUACAAACUUGUAAUCAGGGUGCAUCAGAUUUUUGUUUUGUUUUGUAUUACUGCUUGAUGUAAAUCUUAAAAACCUAUGUGCUACCAACUCACAACAAUGAACAUGUAACAUUGUUUUGGUGAUGCAUGAAUGAUGAUGCUAGUUGUAAGUAUAUGAUCUUUGAAAUGUGUAUAUAAAAAGAUGAAACCCGUUUAUUCUA
This is a messenger RNA of Conger conger (European conger), 2946 nucleotides long. RefSeq names its product nuclear receptor binding factor 2b (gene nrbf2b). The transcript has 4 exons. Lineage: Eukaryota; Metazoa; Chordata; Actinopteri; Anguilliformes; Congridae. Bases 193 to 993 code for a protein of 266 amino acids. The record is from RefSeq and is a predicted model, not a curated record. Gene Ontology annotation, biological process: autophagy.